GCAUCGAUUCUGGAAUAAAUAAAAUGAUGCGUGUUUUUAGAUAUGUAAAUAUUCAUCCUAUUCAUCCCAAACUUUUCACAAUGAGCCAUCAUUCACAAAAAAAAAUAUAUGAGAGUUUAGAUAUCCUCGCCCCUGUUGGAGAAGAGGAAUUAAACGUUGCUAGAUUUUAUCUGCACAAUAUUUACGAGCAUUUGUUUAAUGGUAAAAUAGGUGCACCAGUUCAUGAACAAUUACAAAAUGGUGCCAAAGUGCUAGAAUUUUGUUGUGAUGGUGGAAUUUGGUCUACAGAGGUAGCUGCCGAACAUCCGAAUUCAGAAUUUUAUGCAAUUGACUUUGUCAUAUCAGAUUAUUUUGCUGUAAACUCUGACGAUGAAGAUAAUAAUGUUAAAUUCAUUGAAUGUGAUAUUUCUAAAAAGCUACCAUUCCUCGAUAAUGAAUUUGAUUAUGUUUUUUCUAAAGAUAAAUGUUUAUUUAUGGAAAGAAAUACAUUUCAACAAGUUUUAUUAGAAAUAUUUAGAGUAUUAAAACCUGGAGGUUGGUUAGAGAUUGUGUAUUCACUUGAACCGGACGUUGCUUACGCACCAGCAUAUACACGACUAUAUGACGCAU
Cetraspora pellucida is the source of this 609-nucleotide messenger RNA. The record is from the annotation of a GenBank genome assembly. NCBI's taxonomy places the organism in Eukaryota, Fungi, Glomeromycota, Glomeromycetes, Diversisporales, Gigasporaceae.